Messenger RNA from Cryphonectria parasitica EP155, 702 nucleotides. RefSeq lists its product as uncharacterized. The transcript has 3 exons. Gene Ontology annotation, molecular function: transcription factor binding; transcription corepressor activity. Gene Ontology annotation, cellular component: nucleus. NCBI's taxonomy places the organism in Eukaryota, Fungi, Ascomycota, Sordariomycetes, Diaporthales, Cryphonectriaceae. Gene Ontology annotation, biological process: negative regulation of DNA-templated transcription. The annotation marks the transcript as partial. The record is from RefSeq and is a predicted model, not a curated record.
GACCGCAAUGCGACGACACCCUUCCUCUUGAAACUGUUCUACCGGACCGGCGCAUUUCACAGGCAAUUCUCCUUCCCUGCCAACCUCCCAGCCCACAUCACCGUCCACACCUGGCCAACCGCCACCCUCACCGAGCUGACGCACCUCCUCGUCUCGCACUCCCCACACCUUCUCCCCGCGCCCAGCAUCGGCACCCGCCUCGUCUACCGCCUCUUUUACCACGACACCCGCAGCGGCGGUGGGCCUCUCUCCAACUUCGCACCCCGCCUGGCGAGCCUAGACCUCGGCUCCGUGGUGAUUGGGGACGAGGGGAAUGCCGGCACGGCAGCGCCGGCACCGGCAACAACAACAACAGCAGCAGCAGCAGCAGCAGCAGCAAUAGACGCCUUCAGCACGCUGGCGGACACGCGAUUCGUGGUAGGGGACUUUGUGAGCGUCGCGAUUCUGCCGCCGAGCGCGGUGGACGGGAGCGUGCAGGCGGCUGCUGCGGCGAGGACGGGGCGAGGGUACGGUGCAGGCCAAGCGAGUAGGGGGUUUUUGUAUGCCAGAGGAAGGGGACUGGAUUCGAGGAUGGGAGGCGGGGGACCUGGUGGUGGUGGUGGCAUGUAUGGGGGGAGUGCUGUGCCUCCUGUGGGUGAAUGGAGGAGGGGGGAGAGGUUACCCGAUGUGCCAGCACCCUCGGGUCGGAGUAGAGGGAGGAGG